Copidosoma floridanum is the source of this 2517-nucleotide messenger RNA. RefSeq lists its product as uncharacterized. The record is from RefSeq and is a predicted model, not a curated record. Gene Ontology annotation, biological process: stabilization of membrane potential; potassium ion transmembrane transport. Gene Ontology annotation, cellular component: plasma membrane. Gene Ontology annotation, molecular function: potassium ion leak channel activity; outward rectifier potassium channel activity. Lineage: Eukaryota; Metazoa; Arthropoda; Insecta; Hymenoptera; Encyrtidae.
CCCUCGCAGGUGUGUGCUCGUCUGGCGAGGCGCUCGAUCGCGCGCGCAGUUUCAGUCGGAGAAGCGAACGAAUGAGUUGCAUAUCGGUUUUUUCCCUCCCCCUCCCUCCCGACAUGUUUUGGAAAAUUUUGAUUUUCGAAUCGUGAUUAUUGAGUGCCGUUUUGUGGAACAGUUGGAGUUUCGGGUCGCUUUGUAAAAGCCGAUGCCGCGCGAGUCGAUGACAAUAUGUGUGCUGACACCCAUCUUUUUUGCAAAAUCGUUAAUAAAACAUUUUGCAACUGUCCAUAAUUUACAUUUUUAAGUUAAAACGAGCAUAUGUGAAAGAGUGAGGUGCAAAGUGUUUUCAGGAAAAUCCAUUUUUUUUCCUUGGGAAGCAGUUGUGGCUGUCGAUCGAGGUGACGCUGAACGAGGCCGGUCGUUGUGAGCAUGGCCGGGCACUGAGAGAGUCCUCGGGGCGCGGCGUGAUGGAGGUGCCGCGCUUCCCGGCGCCGCCGCUGCGCUCGAUAUCCCUGGACGUGUCCGAGCUCCCGGCGAGCCGGCGAGCGCCGGGGUGCAGCGAGCUGUUGGCGGCGGCGGCGCGCCGGAGAGCCAGAUCGGCCAGUUGGCUGGUGGCGCGGAGCAAGCAACACCUCGUGGUGCCGGCUGGCUCGCGUCGCCGCGUCCGGCCGGUCUUUGCGAGCACGACGACCCCGGGCCGGGCCCAGUUCGCUGCCGAGCUGAGGAUGGGCGAUGACCCCAAGGAGAGCCCCAACGGCUGGAGGGAGUCCGACGAGGAGGACAAAGACGAACCACCGAGGAGCUACGAGAGGGAAGACAAAACGCCGACGAGAACGAGGGAGGAGAAGCGGGCGACCGAGGAACCCGAGGACGUCAUCUGCUACGCCACUGACGAAGUCGGGGAUGAAAAACAACUGGACGCCAAUCCAAGGCCCCGAGCACCGAUGGCGCAAAAGCUCUCGCCCCUUCCCCCCCGCUCGUCCGAGGAGGACAGGAGUUUGGGCGCGCCGGCGGCACCAAAGCGGCAAAAAUCCUCGGGCAAGGACGCCUCCAUGCAAACGCACAACUUGGUCCUGUACAGGCUCAGGAUAUUCCCGACCCUGAAGGACAAGGCCUACGAGGGCAGAGAGUCGUUCUUUAUCUGCCGGUGCCUUCGCUUUCUCUGCAGGCUCGCCCUCUGUCAGUUUGGCCUGGCGUGGCUGCUGACGAUGUGGGCGGUGCUGGGGGCGUCCGCAUUCUACGUGACGGAAGGGCCGCGCGAGCGCCAACAGGUGGUCGAGCUGAAGCACAUGCAGCGCGACUUGGCCGUCAAUUUGGCCACGGAGUUGCGGCAGUUGAAGGCCGACGACAAGGAGACGGAGCCCAUGUGGAGUCACAAGAUACGGCAGUACGUGGCCAGGCACGAGAAGAUGCUCCUGAUGGCCGUGAGCUCGGGGUACGGCGAGGGAGGCGAGAGCGGACAACUCUGGACAUAUCCCGGUUGCGUGCUCUUUGCCAUUUCCGUGCUGACGACUCUCGGUUUCGGUGCUCCAGUGCCGCGGACGAGCGCGGGCCGCACGGUGACCGUCUUGUUCGGCUUCAUCGGCAUACCCGCGCACUUUCUCCUCGUCCUGAACAUCGGGCUCAUGCUCGCGGUGCGCCUCAAGAGGUACGGCAUACUCAGGAGCUACAGGGAGGAGUGCCAGAGCGAUCCGUUGGUCUACGAUUACCUGCCGAUGCCUACGUGGGUCAAAGUCACGCCGUUUCUCGGCCUGGGUGCCUACUACACUCUGGGCAUCAUAGGCUUCGGUUUCGCGCGCCUGAAGCCCGUGGCGGACUCUUUGCUGUUUCCUUUGGAUUUCACCAGUGGCGGUGGCCUCUCCACCAUAGCCGGCCACGUGCGCGUCCUCUACGGCUUGUACCUCGAAGGUGCUGUCACACUGGCCGCCUUUGCCGUGGCCGUGCUCAAGGUCUCCGCGACCCAGAGCCUUACGAACGUUGGGCUCAGGUACGGACUGCUCAUACCCGCUUGAAGGAGAUGCUCGAGGAGUUUUCUCGGUGUCAACGAAUCUUUUACAUUUCUAGCUGUAGGCUUGGUAGAAAGCGUCGGUUUAAUCUCACGGCUUUGAAAAAAAAAAUAAUAAUAAUAAAUAAAGUGUUUUCAACAAAACGUUUGUCUUGACAUAUUUAGGACACCGUUGAAAGUGCCGUCACAUCGAUGGCAUGUACAUUGUGUAUGUAUAUAUUUUUUUGUAAAACCAACAAAACGUGGACGUCGAUGUAAUUGGUGUGUACAUAAUACAUGAAUACGUGUUUCAUGCAGGAUUUUUCUUUCGAGCAUGUAAUUAUGUUGAACAAAACUUUUUAUUUUUCUGUGUACGUGAUCACACGUUUCGUAAAACACUUGGAUGAUAAUGUGAGUAUUUGUGUAAUCGAAAAAAAAAACACAUUCCACCAAAAAUUCAAGUGCAAGUAAUCUCUGUAAAAUAGUUUUUUAUAGGAAAUAAGUGAUUGUAAAAGAAUAAAGAGAAGAGAACUCUU